UUUGUGAAAGGUGUGGCGAGUCAGCAACAUCAUGACAAAGGUGAAAUCCCACAUUUAUUCUGGAUUCUGCUGCUGCGCUGGGAGAUCACCUGUAGAGACAUGAAGGCCUCAGUAACUCUGCUGCUCUUUUUGAGUCUCUUUGAGACGAAUCUCAGCGUCUACAGAUAUCACUUUUUCGUGAAUGUGACUAUGCCCUGGAAAGAGGCACAGGAUCAUUGCAGAGCGCACUACGAUGACUUGUCCACUAUCCGUAGCAAAGAUUUACAGAUGCUCUCUACCAAUCGUGAAAUUAAAACUACUUAUUUUUGGAUUGGACUUGAGAGAGAUGGUGAAGACAAUAACAAGUGGGUAUGGUCCGAAGGCGGGGAGGCGACGAUAACGUUUUGGAACGAAGGAGAACCAAAUUUUGAUCAUGAAAAAUGUGGCGCUAUCGGUAAACGGACAUAUAAAUUGUUUGACGCACCAUGCACCAUGAGUCUUGAAUUUUACUGUAUGAGGGUCUUUGAGCUGAUCCUGGUGCAGCAGAAAAGCACAUGGGAAGAGGCUCUGCUAUACUGCAGAAAUAACCACAUCGACCUGGCCAUACUCAACUCAGAAGACAUCAUGGAAGAAGCGCAGAGAAAGAGCACAGCAGCCGAUACAGAUUACAUGUGGACCGGACUGCGCUUCAUCGCUGGUCACUGGUUCUGGGUGAAUGGAGAAGGCAUGGGCUAUAAGGUCUGGUCUGCGGGUGCAGAGCCCAAGUGUCCUGCCAUGGAUCAGCGCUGUGGGGUUUAUGAUCGAACACAGAACGUUUGGAAACCCGCAGACUGUGAGCAGAGACUCAACUUUCUCUGCGUCAAGAAGGGAUACAAGUCUAAUCUUUGA
Messenger RNA from Pimephales promelas (fathead minnow), 867 nucleotides. RefSeq names its product putative C-type lectin domain family 20 member A. The record is from RefSeq and is a predicted model, not a curated record. Lineage: Eukaryota; Metazoa; Chordata; Actinopteri; Cypriniformes; Leuciscidae.